Auxenochlorella protothecoides is the source of this 1365-nucleotide messenger RNA. RefSeq names its product Lysophosphatidic acid phosphatase type 6. Gene Ontology annotation, biological process: dephosphorylation. The record is from RefSeq and is a predicted model, not a curated record. Gene Ontology annotation, molecular function: phosphatase activity. The transcript has 5 exons. Bases 1 to 1365 code for a protein of 454 amino acids. NCBI's taxonomy places the organism in Eukaryota, Viridiplantae, Chlorophyta, Trebouxiophyceae, Chlorellales, Chlorellaceae.
AUGCGGUGGAGGCUGGCAGCCGUGUGUGGAGGGGGUCUGGCCCUGCUCGGCGGGGGGGCGGCGAGCUCCUUGGCUGAGGCACAGCACCCUGCAGGCGACACCCUGGAGCUGGUGCAGGUCGUCUUCCGGCAUGGUGCCCGCACGCCCCUGAGCCAAAAGUACUGGCCCGAGCUGGUUAGGGAGUGGGACGCGUGCGGGCAGGCCUACACGCCAGUCCCCCUGGAUAUCCGCACCGAGGACGGGCAGCCCCGCCCCGCCAACCCCGACGACGUGAAGCAGGUGGAGACGCGCUUCCUCGGCGGCUGCAGCAAGGGCGAGCUCACCCGGCUGGGCCAGCGCCAGGCCCUGGCCUUCGGGCGGUGGCUGCGCCGCCGGUACGUGGACAACCUGGGCUUCCUGCCGGGGGACCGCAAGCAGGACACCCUCCUCCCACGCACCACCAACUACGCUCGCACCGUGGCCACGCUGGCCGGCGUGCUGACGGGGCUGUACCCCGGGGACGAGGGGCCUGUGCCCGCGCUCACCACGCCGGAGAUGGACGAGGUGCUGUACGCCAACGUGCGCAGCUGCGCGCGCCUGAAGGAGCUGGUUGGGGGGCUGCACGCCGAGGCGCGUGCCAGCGCGAAGGGCGAUGAGGGAGUGCAGGCGCUGGGCCGAGAGCUGGCGGCGGCCAUGGGCCUGCCGCCGGGCCACCGCGUCAGCUGGCUCAACCUGCACGACGCCCUGACCUCCAUGCAGGCGCACGACAAGCCCAUCCCAGAAGGCGAGAUGAUUAAAAGAGGGCGAGAGGUGCAGGGGUAUCUGGUGGGGAUCGGGCCAGACCUCCUCCUGGCACUGGACAGGCAGGCGGUGACCAGCUUCCUGCACGUCGUGGCGCCGCCCCACUCCACGGGCCGGCAGGAGGAGGUGCUGCGCCUGGGCAUGGGCCGCAUGCUCAGAAUGCUGGAGGAGGUACGGCGUAUGGAGGAGACGGUGGCAGGCACGGCCAGGCACCGCAUGCUGCUCUACUCAGGGCAUGACUCCACGCUCAUGCCGCUGCUGGUGGCCCUGGGCAAGGAGGUGGAGACCUGGCCCGCCUACAUGUCCAAUCUGGUGUUCGAGAACUGGAGGCGUGGCGACGGCCAGCGCUACGUCAAGGUGCUGUACAACGGCGAGGCGUUGGGCCUGCAGGAGCUGUGCGGCACGCCCGAGUGCCCGCUGCAGGACUUCCGGCGCGCGGUCAUUGCGCCGCUGCAGCUGGACUCGGCGACCUACGCGGAGGAGUGCGUGGUGCACCCCAAGCACACCGGGCCUGCCGGGACGCGGGUGGAGACGCGCCAGCGGGGAGUGAGCAUCGGCAGCUCCAUGCAGGAGGAGGACGAGUGA